This is a messenger RNA of Tachysurus fulvidraco (yellow catfish), 6177 nucleotides long. RefSeq names its product homeodomain interacting protein kinase 3b (gene hipk3b). Gene Ontology annotation, biological process: peptidyl-threonine phosphorylation; peptidyl-serine phosphorylation. Lineage: Eukaryota; Metazoa; Chordata; Actinopteri; Siluriformes; Bagridae. Bases 398 to 4120 code for a protein of 1240 amino acids. The record is from RefSeq and is a predicted model, not a curated record. Gene Ontology annotation, cellular component: nucleus; PML body; cytoplasm. The transcript is spliced from 16 exons. Gene Ontology annotation, molecular function: ATP binding; protein tyrosine kinase activity; protein serine/threonine kinase activity.
UUCCGUGUUUGAUUACUCUGUGUCCGUUUGCUCAGGUCUGCGCUGAGUGACAUAAAGUCGAAACAUAAUCUCGGCGCAGCUGAGAGAGGGAGAGUGUGUGUGUGUGUGUGUGAGUGAGUGAGAAAGUGAGUGAUGAGUGUGUGUGUGUGUGAGAGAGAGUGUGUGAGCGCAGAGAUGAGAUGAGCGCAGAGAUGCCGCGCUACGAGCCCAUGCAGCAGCAGCAGCAGCAGCAGCACCGUGCUGAUGUCACCAGCAGUAGCCGGACGGAGCGUCACACACACUGCUGUUGUUGUGCAGGAGCGCAGUGAUGAUGGCAGCAGCACACACACAUGUACACGCGUGUAUAAAAUGUCCGGAGAAACAGUGGAGAUAAACAACUGUUACUCUACGUGAAGGUAUGGCCUCACAAGUCUCGGUCUACCCACCACAUGUUUAUCAAACUCAGACAAGUGCCUUUUGCAGUGUGAAGAAACUUAAAGUCGAACCCAACAACUGUGUUUACCAUGAGAGGGCUUUCCCACUGACUUUUUUGAAUGGUAGAGCUCUUGGCAUCGGACAGCCAACGAAAUUUGCCCCGACAUACAAGACACGGGACUUUGCAGCGGGCAGACACCGUGGGGACUUUCCAGUGCAGACUGUCGCUGUACAAGGGGUACAACGACAACCAACCAGUGCAGCAGCACAUCACCAAGACAGAGGUGUCCCUUUACAGGGCAAAGAACCGAAACAUCUGGAAAAAGGCAGGAGCAGCAGUGGAGCUACAGGGGCAUCUGGAGGGGUCAGGGGUGCGGACAACGGGAGUAGUGGGGGAGGAGGAGUUGCCGGUGGAGGGAACGACGAGUACAAGGAAGUAGACAACUGUAGUUCUAACUUGGCAGACGGUUCCCAGCGAUGUGGUUUGAAACGUAAGAGCGAGGAGUUGGAGAACCAGGGAAACGCCAUGCAGAUAGUAGAGGACCUGUCAAUGUUGCCUGCAAUGUUGCAAACGAACGUGGGGAACCCGCCAGUCGCGGUCCCGGCAGCCGUAGCAACGGGACCAGUCAAACAAGUAGGUGGAAAUGGGAACGGAGAUGGUGAUUACCAGCUGGUGCAACACGAGGUGAUUUGUUCAAUGAAGAACACCUACGAGGUGCUGGACUUCCUUGGCCGUGGUACCUUUGGUCAGGUGGUCAAAUGCUGGAAACGAGGCACCAGCGAGGUGGUGGCGGUAAAGAUCCUGAAAAGUCACCCGUCCUACGCGCGACAAGGCCAGAUCGAGGUCGGCAUCUUGGCCCGUCUGAGCGGAGAGAAUGCGGACGAGCAUAACCUGGUGCGGGCUUUCGAGUGCUUCCAGCACCGUAGCCAUACCUGCCUUGUGUUCGAGAUGCUUGAGCAGAACCUAUACGAUUUCCUCAAGCAGAACAAAUUCAGCCCGCUGCCUCUAAAGGUGAUACGGCCCAUUCUUCAGCAGGUUGCUACCGCACUGAAGAAAUUGAAGGCCAUGGGGCUGAUCCAUGCCGAUCUGAAGCCUGAGAACAUUAUGCUUGUGGAUCCUGUUCGACAGCCGUACCGAGUGAAAGUCAUAGAUUUUGGUUCUGCCAGCCAUGUCUCCAAAGCCGUUUGUUCCACGUACCUCCAGUCGCGGUACUACAGGGCUCCGGAGAUCAUCCUGGGCCUGCCGUUUUGUGAAGCCAUAGACAUGUGGUCACUGGGCUGUGUGAUAGCCGAGCUGUUCCUGGGCUGGCCCUUGUACCCUGGGGCUCUGGAGUACGACCAGAUCCGCUACAUCUCCCAGACACAGGGUUUACCUGGAGAGAACCUGCUGAAUCUGGGGACCAAGACAUCCCGCUUCUUCUGCAGAGAGUCCGACUCCCCGUACGCUGCAUGGAGACUAAAGUCUACAGAAGAACACGAGGCAGAAACUGGGAUGAAAUCGAAGGAAGCCAGAAAGUAUAUUUUCAGCUGUUUGGAUGAUGUUGUGCAUGUCAAUUUAGUGCUGAAUCUGGAAGGCAGCGACUUGUUGGCCGAGAAGGUGGAUCGUGGAGAGUUUGUGCUCUUGCUAAAGAAGAUGUUAUGGAUCGAUGCGGAGAAAAGAAUCGUCCCCGGCGAAGUCCUCAACCAUCCCUUUGUCACCAUGCAGCACCUGCUGGAGUUUCCACACAGCAAUCAUGUGAAGUCGUGUUUCCACAUCAUGGACGUGUGCAGACCACGACCCGGAACCUACGACGGUGUGAACCGUAACAAAGCCUCGUUCACGAGACCGGCCACGACCUCGGCGCCCAACCUCCCUGUGCCCUACAGCAAGAUGGCUGCCAUACACACGCAACCUUUGGCUCCGUCUGCACCCUCCGUCAUACAUCCUGCCAUCCCGCUCCAGACAGGAAGUGCUCAGUUUGGGGACUCGUUUCAGCAAGCGCUCAUCAUCUGCCCCCCCGCACUACAAGGUCUCCCCCCCAACCCCAACAAGCCGGCGGGUUACUCCGUGCGAAUGGAGAGCACGGUCCCGCUGGUGACCCAGGCGCCCACCAUCCAGCCUCUGCAGAUCAGACCAGGUGUCAUCACACAGACCUGGUCCAAUCGGGCACAACAGAUCCUGGUUCCGACCUGGCAGCAGGUGACCCCGGUGGCAUCUGAUUCUGUGGCAGGACCACAGAGGCUGGCAGAUUGGGGGAAAGUCCGGCCUCACGGGAACCACUACAGCUCCAUCUUGCCCCACCCACAACCUCUGCUAGCCAUGUCAGCGCACCAGCCAAUCAGCAUCGGCAUCGCUCAUGUGGUGUGGCCACAGCCGGCGUCCAACAAGAGAAACAAGCCCUGCGCGAACAGGACUAACUUCUCACACAACAGCAACACGCACACCACCGCGUGCCACUCCCCGAAAACCACCGACGCUCGCAAUCGCACGGAGGCAGCCGAGGGUCAGCGUCUCGCGACGGAGGAUUGUGUGGUGGAGGCGGAGUCUCGGGAGGAGGAGGAGGAGCCACCGUGCUGUAAGGUGGAGCUGGAGGCAGAGUCGAACAGGCUGGGCGUGUCUGAGACUCAGAGGCAGGCCGCGACGGCCGACACCCCGAGUCCAGCAGGCAGCGUGAUCAGCAUCAGCAGUGAUGAAGAGGAGGAUGAAGAGGAGCAGGGAGCACAGAAGCACUCAGUAGAGUGUAAAGGCAGUCCGGAGUGUGAGGCAUGUCAGAGUACACUGAAUAUGGAUCGAGUUUGUUCUCUCAGCAGUCCUGACUCCAGUCUCAGUACCAGUUCAUCAGCAUCAGUGCAGUCCAGCACCUCACCCUGCAAGAGACCCAACAGCAUGUCUGAGGAUGAGCGAGAGAGCGGCUGUGAUACGGUAGACGGCUCUCCUGCCACAGACUCGUCGGGUCGAGCCGACAGUCCGUUCCUGGAGAGCAGCUACAUCGCUGAUGGGAAUCAGAACUAUAAAAGCCACGUGAGCGCAGAGACAGAGAUGAACAAAGUCCCUGUAAGGACCAUGGUGGUGCCUCCAAUGAGGGUGCAGAAUAACAACAACGAACCUGUGGCCAGGACGGAGCCGUCGUGUCAGUCGAAAGGUCGCGUGGGUGCCGUCAGACAGCCUCAUCACCACGUCUCUCUCCUGAACCCACCACAGAAACUCAUCCCUCCAUCCCAACCACCACCACCACCACCACCACCUUUCGGGCAGCUCCAACAUCCCGCGUCGUCUCACCCAGAAUGGAACGGCAACUACAGCCACCGGCGCCCUCAGGCUUUCAUCCCCCCCACGGUGCACGGCCACGCCUUCACCCUUCCUCACGGCAGCCCCACCCACUCCGCGGCCCAUCCUCCCUGCCCACCCCUGAGCAUCGUCCACCCCCACGCACAGCCCGCGCUGCUCUCGUACCCGCAUUCGGCUUCUCUGGUGCCCACUGGCCCCAUGUCGCACCUCCUGCCCUCACCUGGUACUACACGGAGCCACGUGCUCCUUUCGCACCCGGCCAGGCACCUGGUGCACCAAGUGAGCGUGGGCAUCAGCGCCCGCCUCUUGCCCUCGCCCACGCUCCACCCUCAGGGCCAAUUCAAACCUUUGUUCCCUUCACACUCGUACAUCGCUUCUCCCGCCUAUGCAGGCUUCCCGCUCAGCCCCACCAAACUCAGCCAGUACUCCUACAUCUGACGGCCGCUCGGCGCGGGCAGCCCGUCUACCCCUGCGUCCCGUCGGGCCGUCACACAGGAACCACAAUCCAUUCGGUGUUCAUGCCCCUAGCCAUGGCACAGACAACAACACAUACAAGCUGUUUUUUUUUUCUUUUUCUGAACCACGUCAACUCGGGUGCAAUCGAACUUUAAUCGAGCUUUAAAAAAACAGAACGAAUGUUUAGACGGUAUUUCGCAAGUCGGUGAAGAACGCGAAGAGGAAAAGAAAGUACGGACGGAAAAAAAAAAGACGAUGUGUUUUGCACAUUUUCUACAACAGAUUUUCAAAUCCUCCAAACAGGUGAAUAAAUAAAAAGGAGGUGCCAAAAAAAAAAAAAGAUUUAAAACGAAAAAAUCAUGAAACCAUGAUUCCUACUCCUCUUCCUCCUCCUCUUCCUCCUCCUCGUUCCCUCUCAAAUCUAUUUUUCUAUAUUGCCUUCUGAAUAGUGUGAGACACAUCUGUUUGUAAAGCCACCCCAGUAUCCCGGUCAUGAGCCCCGACCUGCACAUAACGUCCGUGUGGUGAUGUUCUGCCUUUUCAGAGUAUUUAUACCGGUGUGGUUUCGGUGUCGAGUCACUUAAUCGGAUCAGACGAGCGGUCGUCCUUCACGCUGCAUGUGUUCUUGCAUGAGCCGCAAACGUCGUGUCAGAUCGGAUCGGAGAGAUGCCGAUAGAUGUCGCUCUUAAACGUUCCAGUCACGACACUCGCUGCAUCGUUUCAACACGUCCUCAGCCAUAGUGCCUUAAAUAUUUGAGGUUGAUCAUGUUACUACUUAUAGAAAUAUUAAUAUAUAGAUAUACGAAUAGAAAUCGACGUCUCGGACCGCAAGCACUUGAAAUUCAGAUCGGUCCGUGCGUCCUGCGUGUGUAUACGCAAAGGUGUUCGCUUUCAUACCUGAUUUGAUUUGGCAUGGAUGUGUCGCAUUGCACAAAAAUCAGUUUUCGGAUCUGAAACGUAAUCGUUUUUUUUUUUUUGUUUUGUUUAUUUUCGUUCGUUUUCCCCUCCCCCUCGUUUGUUCCGCGAGGACGGCAUGCUUUCCGCCGUAGCGAGACGGUCGCUGUCGGGUCCGUGUCUCUUUUAUAACCUCCGACCCCGUGUACAAAAAGCAAGCAUCGAAUACCGCUUAAUGUUUGAUAAUCGAUUUGUACUAAGUGGAGAAAAUAUAAGAGAAUUAAAAUGACUACGAACAGUUUGUACCGUUUCACCGAACCGCAAUACAAUCGAAAUCGUCGUCGAUUCUCGGACGUCUGUAGGUUUGCGUUUUUUUUGUUUGUUUGUUUGUUUGUUGUUGUUGUUCGUUUGUUUUUUUUCCCUUUCUGGUUUUUCUCGUUUUCUUUUAAGACUCUUCGAGUUUUUGUAUUCUAGAUGUGUAGACAUGUGGUGGGCAUGGCUUUGACUAGAUGAUGAAAUGCAAAUAGGUCUCUGAUUCAUGGUUUGGAUCUUUAGCCUGACAGACAGACCAUGCAGUAUUUGGAAUAUAAUCUAAUCUAAUCUAAUCUAUAUGUACGGUAUAUCUCCUAGAGCUAGUUCUAUUUAGCGCCGAAGCUUGACGAGGUGUGACUUGAUCUUGUGCAAUCUUCUCAUUUAUGCAUGUGUGAAACGAUUUAACGUGUUUUCUUUGGAUAUCCCGUACCGCGUUCAGCGCUCACUGGUGUCGACUGCUUAUUUUCUACAUUCCGUCAGGGAGAUAAUAAUAAUAAUACGUACGCUUCGUGCAGAUUUCUCGAUUUGUCGUUUCGGUUUUCGUUGUGCGUGCGCGUGCUUUUAUUUCGAAUAUACGGUUGCUUGUGCAGCACCAAAGACUGUAAUCCGUAACGAAUUCGUUUUCUAAGCAAGGUAGCUACUCUCCCUGCAUAGACCUCAUGUAUACUGUAGUAAGUCUAGUCCUGGGGUAUGUUUUUAAGACUAAACGGAAAUGUAUUUGAAAUACGGCUUAGGUUAGAGCGUUAGGUUUAGCUUUUCCGAGCAAGUAAUAAGACGCAUCAUCUAUCUUGAAUGUAUCCUAGAUAAGCUGCUAUAUAAUUAUUGCCACUUCA